CGUAAUUUAAUUAACAUUGCCGUGUUCCCAAUUGUUAUUGAAUGUGUUACGCGUUGGUCCUGUUUUAAAAAACGUUCUGGUUGCUUUGUUUCAAGACGUUUUUGCAAGCUGGCAAGGUGGCUUGUGGAGAAACGAGAGAGUGUUCCGUGUUUCUCGUGGAAAUGCGUCUCUGAUUGGCUCACUCCUCCUGCUCUCAAAGAAACGCGUCUCUGAUUGGCUCAGUCCUCCAGCCUUGGGAGAGAAUGUAAUGGGAAACAGAGUCGCCACUUCCCCGGAUGGUACUGCACUAUAGGGGCGCCAACGGAGGCGUGCAGGCUCCAUUCAGGGCUGUGCUCUUUCGACAGCGACCCCUAGGCGAGCUGUAGGCACGGAGCAACCGGAGUGAGCAGGCUUUAUGUAUGAGGCUUUGUGCUGUGUGUGUAUCUGAGAGUAGCAACCAGCUGAUAGCUAAGCUAAGCUAUGUUUCGGACCACCAGACGUUGCUUGUUUUGAAAACAAGCAGAAAAAAAUUACUCGACAUGUUUUUAGAUAAAUGGGUCGAUAUAAACCUUUGUGGGCAACGCCUUCUUUCGACGUGACGAAACACAGAAAGGCUUUCGUGAUUCGCUCGUUUCUCUGCAUUAUUGAUGUAAAUUGGGAAACACCGGGAAACACAGCCAGGAGAGUUGACGCACCGCUAUGAGAGCCUUGCAAGUGAGUUUAACUUGGGGUGACCGUCCGAUCUUCGAAAGGAGUGACGCGGCCACCCUGGCGUUGUCCACCUGCCCCCGCUCCUUCCGGCAGCCCCCCCAUCGAGGCCGGCUGCCCCCCGACCUGUGGCACCUCCUGCGCCCCAUGGCCACCUCCCUGGCCAACGCUGCCAACUUCCUCAACCUCAUCUUCCAGGCGAGCGAGCUGCGCGAGAUCACGGUGCGCGAGGACCUGGAGUGGUACCACGCGCUGGUCCGCUCCUUGCUGGAGGCCGACCGGCCGGGCCUGGUGCGCCGGGCCAUGCUGACCUUCGACGCCGACCCGGUGGCGGCGCGUCCCCAGCUGUUCCUGCGGGCCUCCAGGGGACCCAGAGGCGGGGCGACGCGCGUCAGCAUCCCUCUCGGAGCGGAGCAGCACCUCCAGGAGAUCCUGCUGCAGGACUUCACCACCGCCUGGGACAACCACCACCUGGCUCCUCCGGCGCCCGACGACAGCUGGUUCACGGCGCUGAAGUUUGCCGACCGGCAGCAGGUGCUGGCGGGGCUGAGCAAGAGGGCGUUGGUCAACGACCUGGUGACCCUGGAGACGCCCAAGUGGGCGCGCGGGGACAGCUGGGUGGCCAACUGGAGCAGCGUGCGGUGGGCCAACGCCACCUUUCUGGAGUGCCAGGACGGACGGUUCCUGCCCGGUUGGCUGCUGAUGCUUACCAUGCCGUUCUACGGGCUGAAGCCGGACCUCACGCCUGAGUUCAGAGGGGUGCUGCGGCUUGACGUGAACGUUCAGGGCUAUGAUAUCGACCAGUGUGCCACAGGGGACGUGUGGUUCGCCGACACCCAUGAGUGCAACCGCACCAGCAUGGUGUGUGAAGCCAUCCCUGGCCAAGGCUUCCGUCUGGGUCAGUACUGCUGUCGCUGCAAAGAGGGAUACUACAGUCCUCAGCCAGGUAAGCAGAACAGGGACAUUGGGGGCGGGGCCUGCUACCCUUCCAUGCCGGUGUGCCUUCCCUGCCACCCGGACUGCGGGCCCUCCUGCGGUGACGGCGCCCCCUGCUGGGUGCAGGAGGACUGGCUCCUGAGGGCCGCCGUGCUGGUGGCGCAGGGCCUCUUCAUGCUGCUGGUCUUCCUGUCCAUGCUCAUCACAUACCAGCACAGAGGAAUCAAGAGGAUCCGUGCGUCGGGCCUGCUGCUGCUGGAGACGGUGCUGUUCGGCUCCCUGCUGCUCUAUUUCCCCGUGUUCAUCCUGUUCUUCCGGCCCAGUCCCUUCCGCUGCAUCCUGCUGCGCUGGGUCCGGCUGCUGGGCUACACCAUCGUCUACGGCACGCUGACCCUCAAGAUGUACAGGGUCCUGAAGGUGUUCCUGUCGCGUACGGCCCAGCGGAUCCCCUACAUGUCCAGUACUAGCCUGCUGCGGCUGCUGGGCGUGAUGGUGGCCGUGGUCAGCUGGUUCCUGUGUGCCUGGACCGCCGGCGUGCUGCAGAACUGGGACCGCGACGUCCCCCUGCUGGUCACCUCAGUCACCUCGGCCGGCCAGAAGUUUAGCCAGUGCGACAUCGACCGCUGGGAUUACAUGAUGGCCUUCGCUGAGCGUCUGUUCCUGUGCUGGGGCCUGUUCCUGUGCAGUGCUGCGAGGCCGGUGCCCUCAGCCUUCCACGAGCCUCGCUACAUGAGCAUCGCCAUCCACAACGAGAUGGCGCUGUCCUGCCUGUUCCACCUCCUACGAUUUGCCAAUUCCAGCCUUCAUCCAGACUGGGUACUUCUGCUCGUGUUUACUCACACACACGCCACUGUCACUGUCACACUUGGACUGCUGUUCGUUCCAAAGUUCCUACAAGUGUCCAGGCGCCCAGGGCGAGACACGAUUGCCGCUGAGGUGUAUGAGGACGAGGUGGACCUACGGCGCACCUACCUGAACAACAGCAUCAACUCUGCCUGGAGCGAUCGCAGCGUUGAGCCUGAGGACAUACGGGACGAGCUGAAAAAACUCUACUCGCAACUGGAGGUCCACAAGGGCAAGGUCAUGUCGAACAACAACCCCCACAUCUCCAAGAAGCGCAGCUCUCGCCUCGGCAUCGGCCGCUCCAUCAUGAAACACCUGUCGCGGCAGCCGAGCCGGGACGACAAGGGCGGCGGCACGCACUCCCCGUCGCCGAGCAUGUUCUCCAGCAAGAGGCCCAGCAUCGUGACCUACAUCACCGACCGCUCCCCGAACAUGACCCCCAAGUCCCCGAGCCACUCCGCCAACCCUCCCUCCAGGACGCCGUCCUUCGCCGGCUCCCUGACCCCCAUCCUGGUGGACAAGAGGGCCUCACAGUACUCGCAGCACUCGCAACACUCACACUACUCCCAGAUCUCCCAGCAGUCGCAGCCGGAGUCUCUGGACGCGGGGCCGCCGCCGGUCUGCAAGUCGCUGAGCGCCCAAAACCUGGCGUUGGACAAGAACUUCCUGCAGCCGCCCGAGGACAUGACGCGCCACCAGAAGUCUCUGAGCGCCGUGGUGACCAGCACGGACUACUACCACAUGAUGGAGGAGGCGGCGGCCUCCUCGCAGCAGAGCAGCGCCGCCGCCUCCCCGGUGCUGAGGCACAUGGGCAGCAUCAAGGAGCAGACCACCAGCGCCCUGCAGUCCGAGUCCUUCGACAAGACAGAGGUGUGCCCGUGGGACGUGGAGGAGGAGAGGCGACCCAGUAAGAAGCACGUGACGAUCGCCAUAUCUGUCGAGGAGCAAGGGCAGUCCCCAGGGCAGUCCCCGUUGCAGUCCCCUGUACAGCCCAAUUUGAUCAUCUGCCCGUGGGCCAAUGCUGACACGCUGCCUUCGGCUCAAAAGCAAAAGAGUGUGGACAGCGCGGACUCGGACGGCGACUCGGCCAGGCUAAAGGCUCCCAUCUCCGCCAGUGCUCCGGUGUCACCCUCCGCAUCGGGCAAGCCCAAGGACCUCAGAGUGUUCUCGUUCCGCGCGGCGACCAGAAGCCUCCUCCACGCCAAGAGCCUGACGGGCGACAAAGCCAAGCUCACCUCCACAGUGUCCGUGGGGUCUGGGGAGGUGCAGAAGAAGACCCCUCAGCUGCAGAAGAGGAGCAUGACGACGGUAGAUUUGAAACCCGCUCUCGUGAAGCAAACUGCCGUCAGGCUACCCUCCACCGACUCGGGAGACAGGAGCCCCAUACGAAAAACAAACCCUGAAGUUAUGGUCUGCCCCUGGGAGUCAGACUCGGACCUUGCGGGCAAACCCCCUGAAAACGUGUACGUGAACGUACUCGCGCCUAAAGGUAGUUUAAAGAGUGUCGGUUCAGAGGCCGGCGGCCGAGUCAGACCAGCCCCUCCACCACGGCAGCUGUCCACAGCUUCAUCGUCAGGGGCCACCCUGCAAGUCCCGCCCAGGCAACGAAGCAUAGUGAUAAGGCACAGUGCGGCCGAUGUUUGUCCCUGGGAAACACCACAGCCGCAAGACGGAAGCGGCGGUAAUCCUGACGUGUGUCCGUGGGACGCGCCACAGCCAGAGGCCAACGUGUCCGUAUGUCCUUGGGAUGCACCCGACGCUGCCGUGCCUACGACUAGGAAGGAUUCCCUCACCGUGAGUGGUGCUGUGUUGCCGGGCAAACCAGCCGAAAGGGUGAUUUACGUCAAGGGGGCACCAUCGCCAACACCAAUGGCCCAGCAGAUGGGCAGAUCGCCAGCGCCACCCAGGAGGCAGUCGACCGUGUCGAUUAACAUAUGCCCCUGGGAAGAGGAACCAGCUGCAGCGCAAGAUGGCGCUCGGUCAAACGUGUGCCCAUGGGAGAGCGACGCGCCAGCCGCUGCCGCUGCAGGAGGUGGAGAAGUGAAAAAACUACCGUUGAAGAGUUCCCUGAAGAAAACCUCACAGCUGACAAAGCAGACGACAAGCACGGCGGAGUCCUGCCCGUGGGAUUUCCCACAGGAGCUCGAUCCGGGCAAGCUCAACAUCUGCCCCUGGGAGGCGGACAGCCCCAAACCUCCACUGUCAAAGCAGACAGCUGUGGUGCACUCGAGUCUGGACUCCAUCGACAAGAAGGCAGACCUGCCGCAAGCGCAAGACAACGGCGCUCGUGGCAACGUCUGCCCCUGGGAGACAGAAGACGCAGGUCCCGCUGCUGUUGCGCCGGCUCCACAGAAGGCUGCGGCGGGGUCACUGAAGAAGACAAUAACAUCAGUUCAGGCUACCAUUAGUUUGUCCAGACAAGCGUCAUCCACAGCGGAGGCGUGCCCGUGGGACUUCCCUGCGCCACCUCCUGUGCACCCUCCAGCGCCCCCUCCUGGAUCGGCGGAUGUUUGCCCGUGGGACACGGAAGGCGCAGAGCCACCACCUACCGGGACAGUUAAGAGGAGACUAUCCAGACAAGACACCUCUAAAGGUCGGGUCUCGUCGCUCCACAAACAGUACAGCGGUGGUGAAGGUGGCAAAGGGAGCGUCUGCCCAUGGGAGACACAGGAACCUGAACCUGAAAGUGCCAGAGCUAGCGUGUGUCCUUGGGAAACGGAAAGCGUGCCAAAGCCAAUUCCAAAGCAAGAUAGCACGAAAGCGAACGUCUGCCCUUGGGAAACGGAAAGCGCACCACAGAAGACCCUUCAGACACAAGGUAGCAUGAAAGCGGACGUGUGCCCUUGGGAAACAGAAAGCGCACCACAGAAGACCCUUCAGAAACAAGGUAGCACUAAAGCGGACGUGUGUCCUUGGGAAGCGGAAAGCGCACCACCGAAAACCCUUCCAAGACAAGACAGCUCCAGAGCGGACGUGUGCCCAUGGGAAACUGGUGGUAGUAGUGCUAAAGCGGAUGUCUGCCCAUGGGAAACUGGAGACACAGAGAAGGAACCCACCGGAGAUCAGAAGCCCACAACAAAAGGGAGCAUAGUGGUGAAAGCAGACGUUUGUCCAUGGGAGACCGGAGGGCAGGAGGAAACAAAACCCGACGAGGGUGCCGGGACCUCUGGUGGCGCCACCCCAACCACAGACAACACUGCAACAGCAGCAGCAGCAGCAGCAGCAGCAGCACAAAUGUCCACUGACCAAGAACCAGUGCAGUCCCCGACCCUGAGCGUGACCGAUACGGACGGCGGUAGGUCCCCAUUGGAGCGCCGCGACGCUCUGUGCCCGUGGGCCUCGGAGAGGUCGGAACACGACAACAACUCCGACGUCUUCACGUGGGAGGAGAACAUUCCGGAGGAGGAUGAGGACCUGGACGCGGAAUGUGCGGCCGAGGCUUUUGUCUUCCCGGCCGAUCUUUGAGAUGUCAGAUUUUGCAGAGGCUUAGAGGAAACAAUCUGCACUCAUGGGCUGAGUUUCAUUAUUUAUUUAUUAAAUACCACCGAAACCAGCCGAAAUGUGUCUGUUUAUGGACAUGGUGGUAUUUAUU
Messenger RNA from Engraulis encrasicolus (European anchovy), 6058 nucleotides. RefSeq names its product G protein-coupled receptor 179 (gene gpr179). The transcript has 14 exons. The record is from RefSeq and is a predicted model, not a curated record. Bases 679 to 5931 code for a protein of 1750 amino acids. Gene Ontology annotation, biological process: G protein-coupled receptor signaling pathway. Gene Ontology annotation, molecular function: G protein-coupled receptor activity. NCBI's taxonomy places the organism in Eukaryota, Metazoa, Chordata, Actinopteri, Clupeiformes, Engraulidae. Gene Ontology annotation, cellular component: membrane.